AUGGAAAUCGAAGGUUCGCAAACUCCUUUAUCCACCAGAACAACCCUUGUCAAUGCCAGCAGCUUUCAGACCCUACCACAAUCAGAUAAUUACUCGUCCUCGGCCUCUACAAUAGAUCGAACCUAUUUUCUAAGAGGGAAGUAUGCAUUUCGAUCUUCUAAACUUAAAAGACAGCACAAGAUACGGUUGAAUCAGCGAAGGAACCCAAAAUUGUUCAAACCUCCUUUGGACGAGGGGUUUGCCUGUCCGCGAUGCUUGUCAGCCGAUGGUCAGGAGAGUGGGGAUCACCACUUCGCACUUGUUCUCCAACGACUUACAGAGAUGGAUAUGAGACAAGAGCGACUCCUAACUAUUCUCCAAAGAACGAAUAGUAAUAGUGUAGAAGACGCUGAGCUCUCCUUCUCACACUCCAAUGCCAAUCGCUUUCAACCGAGAUUAGACGUAUUCAGCUCUUCCUCUCUGCAAAAGUAUCUGCAGACUACAUUACAUCCAGAUCCGGUUCGGUUAUGUGAUAUGUUCUUAGCAAGAUACAAUAUUCCGCAUAUUCUUACUGGAUCAUACGACGCAAUCGAGUUAAUGCAUAUGCAUGGCUGGGAGCCCGAAGGCUACGGGGAUAUCGUCCUGGUACUCCAGCAUUCUCUAGAUGAUGACUUGCAUGGGAUAGAAGUACCGUGGAAGCAUAUUGAUCAAACAGGAGAGCCACUUCUCGCCUUAAAACUCACUCAAGUCACACCACUUAUCAAAGAAAACUGGUUAUACCAAGGGAGGUCGAUACGGAACUCAGAUGAGACUGAUGUACCAUUCGAAACGGAUGAGUUCGCAGACUCUGUUCUUUUCUUGAACUGUCCAGGAUACACUAAGACAUUAUUAUAUCAGUCAAGCUAUGAUUCGUCCGGCUCUCAUUUUUCUCGGGAGCCUUGGCUAAGCGGGAAGCGUGCACUUCUAUGCCAACUCCAGGUAACAUUUAUCUCCAGUCCUGAAGAAGGAUGA
Molecule: messenger RNA, 990 nt
Organism: Annulohypoxylon maeteangense
Lineage: Eukaryota; Fungi; Ascomycota; Sordariomycetes; Xylariales; Hypoxylaceae
Exons: 1
Coding region: 1-990 (329 amino acids)
Source: RefSeq, a predicted model, not a curated record